UGUCUCAUUUUUAUUUCGUUAAAAUUUGUCUGGCAGUCGUUGCGUUAUUUGAUUUGUUAUAAAAUUUGUGUUUCAUUUCUAUAAAUUUAUUCCAUUUCUCGGUCAAAGUCUGCCGAAGCUACCGUUUUACGCGCAACAAUUGCAUUCAAGUGGCAUCACUGGCAAAACGUCGCCGAGCUGCAAAAGGGUGAAAGAGCAAUUUGAACGGCUGCAUAGCCGAAAACCAUUACAAGCAAUAGUUUUUUCUAUGAAAAUUAUUUUCUACUCCUAUCCUAACGAAGAAUUUCUUAAGAAAAUUGAGUUUUCCGCCUCUACUUUCCACUUUCCUUUUGCGGAUUUUCUUGAAAACCCAUUUGUUGGUAUAUUUCUGGAAGCUUGAUGGUAUGUUUUGAUGGCCUACGCUUGGCCACACUGAAAACGAAGAGAACGCAGCGCAGCCGAAAAAAAAUUAAAGCAGCACGCGAUAUAUUUUUUAUUUUCAAAGGUUAUAGCCACACUUAAAGGCAUCCGCCGACCGCAGACGAGGGACAAAAGUGCCGGCAAGCCGCAACAUCUAGCAGAAAAGCAACACCAGCAGCAGCAAAAGAGGAAGAAGCAGCGGCAAGCAAAAGACUGAUUACAACGUAGCAGCAAGGAAUUUACAGCAGGAACCUCAGGAUUCUGCCACUGCACUGAAUUGAACCGAGCGAGGGAAUACAACAGCAAAGAAGGCAAACUGCAUUCGACGGGGAAAAGUUGGGAGCUGAAGGGUUCGGAGGGACGGACGGCGAAGAACCACCAAAACAAAGCGGAUAGAGCAGGGACAACAGUAGCAACAACAAUAACAACAACAACAACGUCGAACAACAUGGAAGAUCUUCUCGUGGAAGUUCGGCUCGAGAAUGGCGCCUACUACAAGGGCCAGGUGACAGCUGUCGGCGAUGAUGGCAUCUUUGUGGAUGUGGACGGCGUGCCCGAGGUGAUGAAAUAUCCAUUUGGUAACGUCCGCCUGCCACCCGAGGAAGCCGUUGAGGUGACCGCACCGAUCUUCGAGGAGGGCAUGGAGGUGGAGGUGUUUACGCGCACAAAUGAGCGCGAAACGUGCGGCUGGUGGGUGGCCAUCAUCAAAAUGCUCAAAGCGGACAUUUGUGCGGUGGCCUACAUUGGUUUCGAGACGCCCUACACCGAAAUCUGCGAACUGGGCCGACUGCGCGCCAAGAACUCUAAUCCGCCAAUUACAGCCAAGUCCUUCUAUCAGUUCACGCUGCCCGUUCCCGAGGAGUUGCGCGAAGAAGCCCAGAAGGAUGGCAUACACAAGGAGUUUCAGCGCAGAAUCGAUGCCGGCGUCUGCAAUUACAGUCGCGACCUGGACGCCCUGAUCGUCAUCUCCAAGUGGGAGCACACUCAGAAGCGUGCCAGCAUGCUCAAGGAUAUGCAUUUUCGUAAUCUCUCACAGAAGGUUAUGCUGUUGAAAAGGACUGAAGAAGCUGCUCGUCAGCUGGAAACGACUAAACUGAUGAGCCGUGGAAACUACGUUGAGGAGUUCCGUGUGCGCGAGGAUCUCAUGGGCCUGGCCAUUGGGUCGCAUGGCUCGAAUAUACAGGCAGCACGCACGCUGGUCGGCGUCACCAACAUCGAGCUGGAGGAGAAGUCCUGCACAUUUAAGAUCAGCGGCGAGACCGAGGAGUCUGUGCAGCGUGCCCGUGCCAUGCUCGAAUACGCAGAGGAGUUCUUCCAGGUACCCAGGGAGCUGGUGGGCAAGGUGAUUGGCAAGAAUGGACGGAUCAUCCAAGAGAUUGUGGACAAGAGCGGAGUGUUUCGAAUCAAGGUGAGUGCUAUCGCUGGCGACGACGAGCAGGAUCAGAAUAUACCACGCGAGCUGGCGCAUGUACCCUUUGUGUUCAUUGGCACCGUGGAGAGCAUUGCGAAUGCCAAAGUGCUGUUGGAGUAUCAUCUGUCGCACCUCAAGGAAGUGGAACAGCUGCGCCAGGAGAAACUGGAGAUCGACCAGCAGCUGCGCGCCAUCCAGGAAUCCUCGAUGGGGUCCACACAGACCUUCCCCGUGACGCGGCGCUCUGAACGCGGCUACAGCAGCGACAUUGAGUCCGUGCGCUCCAUGCGCGGCGGCGGCGGUGGGCAGCGUGGCCGUGGGCGUGGACGCGGUGGCGGCGGUCCUGGUGGCGGUAACGGUCUCAACCAGCGCUAUCACAACAAUCGUCGCGACGAGGAUGACUACAACUCCCGGGGCGAUCAUCAGCGCGACCAGCAACAGCGUGGCUACAAUGAUCGCGGCAGCGGUGGCGGCGACCACAACACUGGAAACUACCGCGGCGGCGGCGGCGGUGGUGUGGGUGGCGGUGCUGGCGGACCCGGCAACAACAGGCGCGGCGGAGUGAACCGCCGGCCGCCACGCAACGAACAGCAGAAUGGCGGCAGGGAUUACCAGCACCACAACCACACCGAGGAGGCGCGAGAGACGCGCGAAGUGAGCAGUGUGGAGCGAGCGGACAGCAACUCAUCGUACGAGGGCAGCUCGCGGAGGCGCAGAAGGCAGAAGAACAACAAUGGGCCCAGUAACACAAAUGGAGCGGUGGCAAACAACAACAACAACAAACCCCAGUCGCAGCAGCAACCACAACAACAACAGCAGCAGCAGCCGCCGGCGCCUGCUAACAAAGGGGCGCUAAAUGCCGGAGAUGGCAGCAAACAGAACAGCGGCAAUGCGAACGCCGCUGGUGGUGCGAGCAAGUCGAAGGAUCUAUCGCGCAACGGGGAUAAGCAGCAGGCGGGAGCGGGCGCGGGAACGGGCGUCCAGCAACAGCAGGCGGCACAGCAGCAGCAGCAGCAACCACCGCAGGCACAGGCCCAGCAGCAGCAGCAGCAGGCGCCACAGCAGCAGCCGAAACCGCGACGCAACAAUAAGAAUCGCACCAAUAACCACACGGACCAGCAGCCUGGCCAGCAGCAGCUGACGGAGAACGUGAAGAAAGAGGGCCUGGUCAAUGGCACGUCCUAAGCAACUAACAUGAAUGGAACGGGAGAAGGAGAACAACGGAGAAACCAAUGUUGUACGUGAAGCGGAUGCACAGGUCAAUAAAUAUUCAUGUUAACGACAUGUUGAAUAUCGCCGCCACAUUACAUAACAACAAAACCACACCCAACAACAAGAACAAGAGAAACAGCAUCCAAACAGUCAGUAACAUCAGCAGCCACUAACAAAUUGUUUGAGAAACUAUUUAAGAGUAACUAAGGAGAAGAGAAGUGAAAAAUUAUUAUACAUGAAAUAUGUAACAUUUGUAAAAGCAUAUACUAACACACACACACACCCACACACAUACACACACGCCGUUCGAAUUAUACACAAAACAAAAAAAAAGCAAAGAAAUAAAAGAGAAAAAUCAUGCCUAGGCUUAUAUAAUUUCAAUUGAAGCGAAUCGAAAGCUUCAAUAACAAUCAAAACUGAAUUAUAUAUUUAUGUAUAAAACAAAUUCAAAUUAAAAAAUAACAAGCAAACGAACGAAUCGAAGGAAACAAAUACUGAAUAUGUAAACUAAAGCGUUAACUCUAAUCCGGGCAACUAGCGUAGUUUUUCAAAAGGAAAAUCUAAAAGAGAAAACAAAAACAAAAAAAGAGAAGAACCUGGCGGCGAAAUGGCGCUUUUAAAGCGCCCUUCACCGCCGACAAUUGAAAUGUUUCUAGUUAUAUGCAUAUUAUAAUAAAAGAAAACAAUAUGAUUGCAUUUUUUGUUGUUUUGGUUAAAUUAAUAAUUAAUUUUAAUUAAGUCUGUUCCGCCAAGUUUUUGUGUAUAAUUCGUGCAUGCAACAACAACAACUUAAUCGCAUUUAGCAGGUUUUUUCAUACAUUUUAACAUUAUAUUUGUAUUAUUAUUGUUUAGUUUACCAUUAUUGUAAAUUGAAACAAAUUUAAAAAACGCGCAACCAGAGACUUUGGCAGCGUUUAAAAUUGUUUAUAUUGUUCGUUACAACAUGGAAAUCCUCUCUCUUA
Messenger RNA from Drosophila kikkawai, 3984 nucleotides. It is a transcript of the gene Fmr1, whose product is annotated as synaptic functional regulator FMR1. Gene Ontology annotation, molecular function: protein homodimerization activity; mRNA 3'-UTR binding; translation regulator activity. Gene Ontology annotation, cellular component: neuronal cell body; axon; neuronal ribonucleoprotein granule. Gene Ontology annotation, biological process: regulation of modification of synaptic structure; regulation of mRNA stability; anterograde axonal transport. Lineage: Eukaryota; Metazoa; Arthropoda; Insecta; Diptera; Drosophilidae. The record is from RefSeq and is a predicted model, not a curated record.